Lindgomyces ingoldianus is the source of this 1135-nucleotide messenger RNA. RefSeq lists its product as uncharacterized. Bases 88 to 906 code for a protein of 272 amino acids. Gene Ontology annotation, cellular component: endoplasmic reticulum; endoplasmic reticulum membrane. Lineage: Eukaryota; Fungi; Ascomycota; Dothideomycetes; Pleosporales; Lindgomycetaceae. The record is from RefSeq and is a predicted model, not a curated record. The transcript is spliced from 3 exons.
GUUGCGGCUCCAGAACCUUCACUUCCACCGCAUCCGCUCUGCCUAGUCUCUCCUCCAUCGCACCGUCGCACUCCUCGUCUUCCCACCAUGGUUUCCUGGAAGCUUUCCACGCUGCUGCUGCUCUCCCUGACAGCCCUCAAUGCAUUCGCCCAAGUCGACGCCGAAAUUGUCGAGGAAGUCGCCGAGGAGCCGCAGACGCCCAACUUGAAGGUCUCCAUCUCGACUAGUUUCCCGCAAGCUGAGAUCUUUGGCGUAAAGCUCAUUAACGGCCACGCCACCCAGGCCGUCCUCUCCAUCUCCAAUUCUGAGCCCGAGCCAGUCAGCCUCUCUAUCAUCGGUGGUUCUCUCAUACAAGAUGCAGGUGACGAAUCUCAAAUCAUGCGCAACCUCACCGCGGCGCGCUAUGCGACUGAGAUCCCCGCCGGCGAGGAGACGACCGUUACCUAUACCUUCAGCACCGAGAUGCAUCCCCAGGAUGUGCGUCUGCAGCUGGUCGCUGUGUUGAAGGACAGUAAGGAUGCUUUCUACACGCUCUCGGCGUACAACGAGACCGUGGCCGUUGUGGAAGCGCCGACUAGCAUCUUGGACCCGCAAAUCAUCUUCCUGUACCUCGUCCUCCUCUCAGCCUUUGGUGGCACCGUUUACUUCAUUUACAACACUUGGAUCACAACACUCUUCCCGCAGAAGCGCCGCGGUGGCAAGGGCGGCGAGCGCGUCAAACGCUCUUCGACCGGAUCCAAGAAAGUCGAUCCAUCUGACCAGGCAGCAGUUGUUGGCGCCGAUGGCUCCGCUGUCACCACGGGUGCAAAGAUAUACGACGAGAGCUGGAUCCCUGCUCAGCAUCUGCAGAGGCCCGAGGCCAAGCGCGUGAGGAGUGGAACCCCAAAGACGAAGGUCAAAAGCUAGAUUCUAGCUUGGCUUGAGCCAGUCGAUUUGCCAGGUUGCGGCAUAGCAAGGUGUUGUUGUAGUUGAUGUAGCGAGUGGAAGGGAUAUUCAUUUGCGGGCUGCAUGCAUCAUUUGGGAUUAAACAUCUAAAAUGUACUCUAUGAUGACACCCAAAAGUUUGCCGGUUUGUAUAAUUAGUAGGGAAUAAAAUGGAGUUUGUCAAUGGACAUUAUUGUCUAUUAUCUACAAU